GUCAUGAUGAAAUACCGGAAGUUAGUAAUUGGUUCACCCUCAAAACAAAAAAUAUACAAAAUGACCAAAUAAUGUCGUUUGCUUUGUUGUUAAUGAACAAUAUUUAGUUUAUAUGUUAUAAGAAAAUAUAGAGACCCAUUAGCCGAAGAGCCCGCAGGUGAAUAGUGACUCACAAAUGUGACAAAGUUGGUGACGAAAAAGGUGACAAUUGAUUGUGGCAAGGAAAUAUAGUCUGGUGGUACAGAUGAUUGAGUAUUUCACAACAUCUCUCUUGGAGCAUAAACAAAUGAUCUAGCGAUUGAUUUAUUGAAAAAUAUUUGUUGAUCUUACCAAGCAAAGUGACUAUUAUAAUAAAGAUGGCAUUCCAGGCCCCAAGUGCCGUUCAAGGUAGCGCAAAUCGUAAAAUUCUCGAAGAACUUCAGGAGCAGAAAAAACGAUUAAAAAUGCAGACUGUCCAACCAAUCAGUGGUGCCAAUCAAGCACAGAAUAUAGCGCCAUCUAACAAUGGAAAUGACAACCAGACUAUGACGCCAGCCCAGAGGGCGGCACUGCAGCAUGCACACGCAAACUCUGUUGGAUAUUUUAUUACCCAGGAUUCAUCAUUCGGAAACCUCAUACUUCCUGUUAUUCCCCGUAUAGAUAAGCCACCAUCUUGAAAUGAAGCAAUAUUUUUGUAGAGCAAUUUACUGGAUUGAAAUCUCUGAACAUCUUCUUUAACUUGUGUCUCCUGCAUUUAUAAUGUGAAAGA
Owenia fusiformis is the source of this 748-nucleotide messenger RNA. The record is from the annotation of a GenBank genome assembly. NCBI's taxonomy places the organism in Eukaryota, Metazoa, Annelida, Polychaeta, Sabellida, Oweniidae.